AUGCCAUCGUCUCCCGUCAAAACAAUUGAGCUUGUUGCAGAAUGGCUCUCUAGUCAGGGUUAUAACGAUACUUUAAAAGAACUGACGAACGAAUCGGGCUUCCCUUUUGAACCCAAAAACGAGAUAAACCAUCAGGACAAAAUAUCGUUGGAGAAACUUGUUCAUGAGCACAAUAUGCGUGAGCUUGCAGUCAGCAUGCAGAAACUCAACAACGAAAUAACUUCAUUUGAUGAGUGGAGCAAAGUUGAGCCAGAAAUGCAGUUGCUUAUUCAAUUGCCUGACUCAGAAAAAGUCACUGCUCUGCGAUAUGCAGGAAAGGCUCACGCUUUUAAGAACCCUGUUCUUCUUAUAGCUACCCAGGAACGGAACAUCCGAGUAUUUGAUGUAGUUCAUGGGCUCAUAUUGCAUUGCUUUCAGAAAUUGCCUUCCAUCGUACUAAACAUCUGUCCCGUUGAUGAAGAUACUUUUGUCACAACGAACAUGGAUGGUAAAGUUUAUGUCUUCCAUUACUCAACAGAUGAGUAUGAAGUGCUGGAAAAGAAACACCUGCGAUUUGCAACAAACGUGCGCGUGUGGAAGAACAAGUUCUUAGUAACUACUGGUUUCGAUGGAAACGUUUUCCUCUACCAAAAACUCACAGAGGAUAACGAUACGAGGCUCACACAACAGCCGUUUCAAUUUGUGAAAUCAAUUUCCUUACCCAACCGUAUAGAUUGUAUUGAAUUUCUCGAGCAGCGAGACAGCGAACUUCCGUUUCUACUGGUGAACACGCACGAUUCCCCGUUUGUUGAAACGUAUUCUGUGCCCGAACUCGUUUGCGUACGUCAGACAAACCUCAAUAUAAAUGAGGAUUUGUAUGUUUCGUUCAACAUUAUGGAUGCCCAUAUAUGCCCCACGAAGCCACAAAUCCUUGGAUUGGUUACGGACAACGAACCGUAUGGCCGUUUUCUCGCUGUCUCCAAUGAGACGUACAAGACUAUAGCGGACCACUGGACGAAUUCUCCGCAAACCAAGUUUUCCCAGCCAAGGUUUGUUUGGAGAAGCGAUGCUACAGGCGUUUGGAUGAAUGGUGACGAUACUGUUAUUCGUGGGGUGGAAAGCAAAUCCGGAAGAGAAAUGUGUGUCAUUGAAGGACACACAGCACCAGUUCGCUGUUUGGAAACCGUGAUAAUAAAAGGGAGAGAGCACCUGAUUUCCGGAGCCCAAGACAGCACCGUUCGUAUAUGGAGGCUUACUGCUUAA
Messenger RNA from Schizosaccharomyces japonicus yFS275, 1242 nucleotides. RefSeq lists its product as hypothetical. NCBI's taxonomy places the organism in Eukaryota, Fungi, Ascomycota, Schizosaccharomycetes, Schizosaccharomycetales, Schizosaccharomycetaceae. The record is from RefSeq and is a predicted model, not a curated record. Gene Ontology annotation, cellular component: cytoplasm. The transcript is spliced from 4 exons. The coding region runs from base 1 to 1242 and encodes 413 amino acids.